Messenger RNA from Amoebophrya sp. A25, 336 nucleotides. The record is from the annotation of a GenBank genome assembly. Lineage: Eukaryota; Dinophyceae; Syndiniales; Amoebophryaceae.
AUGCGACCUCAAGGAGAGCUAGUAGUGGUGAACCGGUACCCAUGGUCACUAUUAGCACGGCGGUCUCCUUGUGGUGAGAGCACCCAUCCCCUUUUGCUCCCCGCCCGGAGCCGGGGGUGGGACGCCAUGGGCUGCAGCAUCUUUAAGUAAAUAAAAAAUAAAUAUUUUGUAACUGGACUUUGCUACUAACUUAUAAGGUUUUUCUGCUUUACUUAGUAUACCUGCGCCCUCUGCCUACCUUCUUCGUUACGAGAGCGAGAGUUGAGUGAUGCUACUUCGGUGUCUGCUUGAACAACCUGCUCAACAAGACAAGAUCAUGGGGUUGGGAAUAACAAC